Molecule: messenger RNA, 1470 nt
Organism: Blastomyces dermatitidis ER-3
Lineage: Eukaryota; Fungi; Ascomycota; Eurotiomycetes; Onygenales; Ajellomycetaceae
Exons: 2
Coding region: 1-1470 (489 amino acids)
Source: RefSeq, a predicted model, not a curated record
AUGUUGUUCCGGCUCAAGGCAUUCAGAAGCAUAUUCAAAGACCAACCGACUAUCAACUGCCCUGAGAACCUUUACAGCCUAGGCAUUCUAAAAGGGCUAAAUCAACAGGAUCUAAAAUUAAAGGAUGAGCUCCUGGAUCAAUUUGUGUUCUGCCAGGCAGUCCAGGAAGCACAUGGAGUUCGCAUAGCCUUGGAAAAAUGGUUAACAGCAGCGAGCGUCCGCUAUCGCAUGAAGCGAGCAGGUGAGAUCACAGGUUUUGAGCAGGUUACAAAGCUGUACUCGGAUGUGACCAAUGAGCUCCAGAAUGUGAUGUUGCAGCACAGUAACAUCAACACCUUUGUGCAGCACUAUAGUGUUGGCAUACAUGUCGACGCCCAAGCGAUUGUCCGCGGCCUCACUCCUCAAACGAAGCUGAUGCGUUUUGCUUGCUCAAUGAGCUGGUCAAUCGAUCCUCAGCGUCCCUUCAAGCUGACGAAGGAACAGUCUGAUUCCGUCAAUGAAUUAGACUGCAUACAUGUGCUACAGGACAAGGUUAACAAGCGGUGGAAGUCUCGGGACCAGCACUGCUAUGAAUAUGAAGAGGCCAAACAACAAUUCGAACAGGCUCUCAUCGACACAAAAGAUGAUAUACCAUGUCAGAAAUGUAGCAGUGAGUACAACAGAUCUCUCAAUACCAAUCUAAAAUGCCAGAAUCGUCGAUGUACCUACUGUAAAUUGAGGAAACAUUGUAAACAAGCAGAAGUGCAGCACAAACAUGCAGGUCAAGCUUAUCAACAUACUCUCUGGGAAUUGCAGAGUGAGAAACAGCAACAAUGCAAUUGUAUGGUGCAGGAAAACCUUGAACAGUACAAGAACAAUCAACCGGUGAUCGAUAGUCAAAGGCAACUUUCAGGCAAGAUGGUGGAUGAAGAGGUGAUCGAUGUACUACAGCGGUCAGGGUAUAUGACACCGCAGCACCUUAUCCUGAUUGACACAGUCCUCACUAGACCAGCGCCCACGGUUGAGGCCGAGUACCGGCGGCAAAUAGCUGCUAUCAACACGGUGACAGCAUUCUGCAAUGUAGAAGAGGGUGCCCCUUCUCAGAGGACAAUCUGCCUACUGAAAAAGCGAGUCACUCCAGAUGUAGCUUCUUCCAUGCACAGUAAGAAACAGAAGCACUCCCUGGAAGAUGAAACUGCUGUCGCUCUCCGCGAAGCUAUCACAUCAGUGCAAGUAGAUUCACCGGAUCAACGGCCGGAGAUCUGUUUCCUCUGUGUUGGAAAUCCUAACCUCCAGCUAGCCAAGAGGACCAAGAAGUACCAUGACCCAGGGUCUCUAACUAGGCAUUUUCGGCGAAAGCAUGUUGACCGCCUUGGGUCAGGGUUCCGAGGUUCUAAGUGCAAUGUUUGCGGUGUAAUUCUGGAAAAUAAGAUGCAUCUUAUGAAUCAUGCAGAGUCUAAGCAUGGUCCUGUUUCGCGGACGCCCCUGUAA